AUGGCACACCGGCGCUGCCAGGUCUUUUCGCCGGUGGUGUCCUAUGGCAUCUCUUUGCUGAUCUUGCUGCAUGUGAUUCUCCUUGGUCCCUCGGACGCGGCGUGUUUCGUGGUGGAGAUGGCGCUGAAACUCCUGGCUUUGGGUUGCCGGAACUUUUGGUUGGGCGAGGACAGCUCUUGGAAUAUCCUGGACUUUAUUGUCGUGGCGAUUUCUGUGUUUGAUGUGGCCAUUGACAUUCUGUUCCAGACUCUGUGGCCCUCCUUGAGCACCUCUCAGCUGCGCCUCCUUCGCUUCGCGCGCUUCGCCCGCGCCUUGCGCUCCAUCCGCGUGGCCAAGCUCUUUCGGCAUGUGCGCGCGUUGAGGACAUUGGCCUUGUCCAUCAUGAGCACGAUGAGCUCACUUUGCUGGACUUUGGCACUUUUGGUGAUCCUAUUUUAUACCUUUGGAGUGAUGCUUACACAGUUGGUGGUGGAACACUGCCGCUUCCUGGGGCAAGACCGCACUGGCACCGGCGAUCCAAUGGCAAAUUGCCCCGAGAGUCUCAAGAAGUACUGGGCCUCCGUACCAGAGAGCCUCUUGGCUUGGUGCUUUUGGGAUCAACCACACCCUGUCCUUUUGUCGCAUCCGGAACUCGGCUCUCGACUGGCAGGAGCAUAG
This is a messenger RNA of Durusdinium trenchii, 657 nucleotides long. The record is from the annotation of a GenBank genome assembly. NCBI's taxonomy places the organism in Eukaryota, Dinophyceae, Suessiales, Symbiodiniaceae.